GCCUUUUCGCCCUCCGACCUCGAGCCAUAACCUCGUCCGAAUCGCCGUCCCCCAUCGUGAUUGCGGCCCCCCCCUUGCGGCAACAGUAUAGCUCGCGAAUUAUGCUGGCAAGGUCCUGCUUGCGCUCGACGCGCGCCCUCAAUGGGCUGCGAAAUGGCGCGACCACCAUCUCCAAGCGCGCCGCUUCGACCAGCUCGGGCGCUGCCGGUGAGGCCGCCCCUGCGCGAUUGAACUUCGCUGCCAUCGCCUCGACCACCGUCGCCGCCGGCUCCCUGGCUUGGUACUAUCAUCUUUACGGACCCGUCGCUCACGCUGCUACGCCUGCCGAGGAGGGCCUGCACGCCACGCACUACCCUUGGGUUCAUCAGCAAUGGUUCAAGACCUUUGACCACCAGGCUCUCCGCCGAGGUUUCCAGGUCUACCGCGAAGUCUGCGCCAGCUGCCACUCCCUGGACCGAAUCCCCUAUCGGUCAUUGGUCGGCACCGUCCUGACCGUCGAUGAGGCCAAGGCCAUGGCCGAGGAGAACGAGUACCCCGGUGAGCCGGAUGAGCAGGGCGAGAUCCAGAUGCGCCCCGGCAAGCUCGCCGACUAUAUCCCUGCGCCCUACAAGAACGAGGAGGCUGCCCGGUUCGCCAACAACGGCGCCCUGCCCCCGGACCUGAGCUUGAUCGUCAAGGGCCGCCACGGUGGCUGCGACUACAUCUUCAGCCUGCUGACCGGCUACCCCGAGGAGCCCCCUGCCGGCGCCCAGGUCGCCCCCGGCAUGAACUUCAACCCUUACUUCCCCGGCACCGGCAUUGGCAUGGCCCGUGUCCUGUACGAUGGCCUCGUCGAGUACGAGGACGGCACCCCCGCCUCGACAUCGCAGAUGGCCAAGGACGUCGUCGAGUUCCUCAACUGGGCUGCGGAGCCCGAGAUGGACGAUCGCAAGAAGAUGGGCAUGAAGGUUCUGGUUGUCUCCUCGGUCCUCUGGGCCAUCAGCGUCUACGUCAAGCGACACAAGUGGGCGUGGCUGAAGUCGAGGAAGCUGGCCUAUGACCCCCCGGCGGAGACCAAGGUGCGCCGCUAAGCACAGGGGGCCGGCCGCAACGUCUUGUCAUGUAUACUAGUCUCCCCCCCUAGAAACAGUUCCUUUGUUGGCGGAGGCAGGUAGAACGAAGGAGGGUCCGUGGUUUACCAAAAGAUGCGAGUGGCGGAUGGUAGAGUGUAAAUCAGACGAACAUUUUUCAAUACCUGCGUUGGAAGCAGCUUCGAAUUUG
This is a messenger RNA of Purpureocillium takamizusanense, 1260 nucleotides long. RefSeq names its product cytochrome c1 (gene CYT1). Gene Ontology annotation, biological process: mitochondrial electron transport, ubiquinol to cytochrome c. The record is from RefSeq and is a predicted model, not a curated record. NCBI's taxonomy places the organism in Eukaryota, Fungi, Ascomycota, Sordariomycetes, Hypocreales, Ophiocordycipitaceae. The transcript has 4 exons. Gene Ontology annotation, molecular function: heme binding; electron transfer activity. The coding region runs from base 102 to 1070 and encodes 322 amino acids.